This is a messenger RNA of Peronospora matthiolae, 1029 nucleotides long. Lineage: Eukaryota; Oomycota; Peronosporomycetes; Peronosporales; Peronosporaceae. The record is from the annotation of a GenBank genome assembly.
AUGCUUCAGUCCCGCAAGAUCGUGUGUAAAAAGCUGUCGACCGACUUUCGUGCGUGCACGGCUAUCGUUUCCUACCACCUGCCAGCACUCGGUCACGAUGACGUCCUCGUACAUACCAAGUACUGCGGCAUCAAUGCAUCCGACAUUAACUACACGAACGGCUCGUACCUGCCAGGCGUCCAGCCACCUUUUGACUGUGGCUUUGAAGCCGUGGGCAUUGUGCUCGACGUCGGACCGGGCGUGGAGAAGCUUCAAAAAGGCGACGCAGUAGUUUCUGCCUCAUACGGCGCGUUCGCCGAGCAUUUGGUAACUCAAGAACGCCGUCUAGUCAAAGUCCCUGCUGCCGUGCCAGAGGUCCUACCAAUGACCUUAUGCGGUCUCACGGCGUCCAUGGCACUCGAGUACGUGGGUCAAAUGACCCACGGAGAGACGGUGCUGGUUACAGCAGCGGCUGGAGCAACGGGUCAAUUUGCCGUGCAGCUGGCAAAGCUUGCUGGGAACCACGUGAUUGGCACGUGCAGCUCGCCGGACAAGGUGGAAUACCUGCGUUCGAUUGGCUGUGAUCGCCCCAUUAACUACCGCGAAGAGAAAGUGUACGACGUGCUCAAGCAGGAGUACCCUCGUGGAGUGGACCUUGUCUUUGAGAGCGUGGGUGGAGAGAUGUUCGAGGCUUGUGUCAACAACAUUGCGCGAAAGGGCCGCAUCAUUGUCAUUGGAGCCAUUGCUGGCUACCGGGACUCGAGCACGUGGAAGCACAAGCUCAACAAGACGACGAUGCCGCUGCCGUCGAAACUGCUGACCAAGUGCGCUUCCGUGCGCGGUUUUUUCUACACUGACUACAUCCGUGAGGCGCCCGGGCAUACCAAGAAGCUCACGACGCUGGUACAACGUGGUGUGCUGAACGCGGGCGUGGACCCAUCCAAGUUUUACGGGCUGGAAGACAUUCCGAAUGCCAUUGACUAUAUGUACGAGCGGAAGAACCUUGGCAAGGUCGUCGUGGAUCUCACGAAGGGCUCCGCAAAGCUCUAA